This is a messenger RNA of Aspergillus ruber CBS 135680, 1641 nucleotides long. RefSeq lists its product as uncharacterized. The record is from RefSeq and is a predicted model, not a curated record. The transcript has 2 exons. Gene Ontology annotation, biological process: mRNA splicing, via spliceosome. The coding region runs from base 1 to 1641 and encodes 546 amino acids. Gene Ontology annotation, cellular component: nucleus. NCBI's taxonomy places the organism in Eukaryota, Fungi, Ascomycota, Eurotiomycetes, Eurotiales, Aspergillaceae.
AUGAACAACGAACAAUUCCGUCGCCUCAUCCAAGAUAACGCCAACCCCAGCACGAGCCCCAGCUCAAGCGGUAAUAAAAAUGGAGCCAUCGGUAAUGCGACGCCAGCCUUGGGCUCGCGAAUGCGCUCGAGCAUUCCUAUGACACCCCGCUCCCUAACAGCCCCCAACUUCGCCCGCCAACUAACCGACUACCGUCGCGAAGGACAACAACCGCCGACCAAACGCUUCAAAUCCAGCGCCGCGCCAAAAGGCACAAAACUACCCACCGGCUACAAAGACCGCACACAACAACGACAAUCACAAGACGAUAACGGGGAAGAUAUUGAGAAGCGUAUUACAGCGCUGGAGGAGUUGAUGAAGGAGGGGAAGAUUGAUGCCGGAACGUUUGAGAAGUUACGGGAGGAGUUGGGAGUUGGGGGGGAUGUGGGGAGUACGCAUAUGGUGAAAGGGUUGGAUUGGGCGUUGCUUAGGAGGGUUCGGGCGGGGGAGGAUGUUAGUAAAGGGAUUAAGAAGGAUGAGGAGGACGAGGAAGAGAAGGAGGGAGAGGGAAAGGGAGACGGGGCAGAGGAGAAAGAGGUAGAUUUGGAGGCGGAGUUUGAGCGGGUGAUGGAGGAGAAAGGACAUGAGGAUAUUGCCCCUGUUGCUUCGAAAGAGAAUGGGAAGAAAAAAGGGACGAUGGCUCCGCCGCCAGUCCCUGCACAGGAGCAGAAGAAAUCCCGGGAUGAGAUUCUACGACAACUGAAAGCAAGUCGCGCAGCUCCUGCCGCAGAACCUGCCCCACUGCCGGAGUCGACACUGGGAUCCAAGUUCAAGAAACUGGGCGAGUCGAGACCGGAGAAGAAGCGGUGGGUGGAGACAGACGAGAACGGUCGGCGGAGGGAGGUCCUUCUCACUACCGAUGCAAAAGGGAAUACGAAACGGAAGACAAGAUGGCUGGACAAGCCCAGUGAAUCUAACGGUCUGUUGGUGCCUGAUAAAGAUGCAAAACCGCUGGGCAUGGAGGUACCUGCAGAAGUCGCAUCGAAGGCGGCUGCCGCUGCUGCUUCCGUAGAAGAUGAGGACGAUGACAUCUUUGAGGGAGUGGGUGCAGACUACAAUCCUUUGGCAGGUAUCGGUGAAGACGAUUCCUCGUCUGACUCCGACGAGGAGGGACAGGUUGCCGAGAAAGCCCCGGAGAAACCUACGCCUAUAGAGCCUGCGCCACCGUCUAUAGAACCAAUUCAGCCAUCACGACCACGGAACUACUUCUCGACAUCCACGCACGAUGAACCCACAGAAGAAGACGAGGGCCGUGCCAGAGCCAACCCACUUACCCGGGACCCCUCCUUAUUGGCAGCGCUCAAACGAGCAGCCGCGCUACGCCAAGCAUCACCAUCCGCUGGUGGAGACGAAGAAAAGAAAGACGACAGCCGUGGUCAGCGAUUUCUGGAAGAAAUGCGGCGUCGCGAGGCGCAGGAUGCUAUGGAUAUGGACAUGGGUUUCGGAGGCAGUCGGAUCGAGGACGAGGAGGACGAAGAAUUCAUUGGCUUAGAAGGAGAGGGGGGCCGUGGGGGACAAAAGAGGAAGCGUGGACCAAAGAAGAGGAAGGGAGACAAGGAAAAUGCAUCGGAUGUAAUGGGGGUGCUGGAGAGUCGGAAGUAA